AUGGCUGCUCUUCAGCUCAGUUAAGCCUUCUCAUCAGGUCCACGAACUUCCAUUUUUUGGUUCAGAUACCGGCCUGUUCGAUGCACUAACGAACGCCAGGCGCUCUUUAGCCGCAUUGCUUCUGUUUACGAUAACUUGAAUGAUUUUAGUCUGGGUCAGCAUCGAAUAUGGAAACGAAUGGCUGUAUCCUGGACUGGGGCAAAAAUGGGGGACAGUGUGUUGGAUUUGUGUUGUGGAAGUGGGGAUUUAGCAUUUCUGUCUGACAAAGUUCGCUCCAAUGGAAAGGUGACAGGUGUUGAUUUCUUGAGGGAGCAGCUGUUGAUUGCUUCAUCCCGGCAACAAUUGUCUUCAAAAGAAUGCUACCAAAUCAUCGAGUGGGUUGAGGGUGAUGCAACUGAUUUGCCAUUUUCUGAUUGUAACUUUGAUGCUGUUACCAUGGGUUAUGGGCUCCAACAUGUGAUUGAUAAGCGCAAGUCCAUGCAGGAGAUAUUUCGAAUCCUCAAACCAGGUGCAAAAGCAUCUGUCCUUGACUUUAAUAAGAGUACUCAACCAUUUGUGGUUUCAUUUCAGGAAUGGAUGAUUGGCAGUGUUGUUGUUCCUGUAGCAUCUGCCCAUGGCCUUGCAAAAGAGUAUGAAUACUUGAACAGCUCAAUCAGAGAAUUUUUGACAGGGGAGGAGUUGGGGGAACUUGCUCUGGAAGCAGGAUUUUCGACUGCCAAACAUUAUGAAAUUAGUGGAGGCCUAAUGGGAAACCUAGUGGCCUCCCGUUAGACAAAGAAUGGUGUUUGGGAUUUGCCAGGAUGUGUUCCUAGUUUUCUUGUGAGGAAGUAUAGGAGUUUUAACUUUGUAUUUUGAAUGCUGUCUGUGAACUCGGAAGUCCCAAACUGAGUAAUGAAUUAAUUAUAGUCCUGUUUCUCCUGCCCACUAAUAUAGUGAACUUUAUUUUCUCACUUUCUUGAUC
This is a messenger RNA of Hevea brasiliensis (rubber tree), 961 nucleotides long. RefSeq names its product 2-phytyl-1,4-beta-naphthoquinone methyltransferase, chloroplastic. Gene Ontology annotation, biological process: phylloquinone biosynthetic process. Lineage: Eukaryota; Viridiplantae; Streptophyta; Magnoliopsida; Malpighiales; Euphorbiaceae. Gene Ontology annotation, molecular function: 2-phytyl-1,4-naphthoquinone methyltransferase activity. The record is from RefSeq and is a predicted model, not a curated record.